ACCUAAAGGUAUGAGAAGCUGGGUCAUGUAGUCUAGCUUUUUGCCUGGGAAGAAGAGGAAAAUAUAUUUAGACGAACAACCAGAAAUCUAUUUCUAUUCUCUGGAAGAGCUUGUAUAAGAUAAGAAAUACUUGAAUCAUGGGUUUUUUUAAUUACUUGACCUAUUUUCUGGCUGCUGGUGCUGUCACUUUGGGAAUUGGUUUCUUUGCUUUGGCAUCAGCUUUGUGGUUCCUGAUUUGCAAACGAAGAGAAAUAUUUCAAAAUUCCAAAUUUACAGCAAUUGAUGAGAGAUGCAGGCAAAGACCAUCAAUGGCGAAGAUUAAAUCUCAUUCUCAGUGUGUUUUUAUUUCUCGAAAUUUUCAUACUGGGAGAUUCCAAUUACAGGAGGAGCAAAGAAAAAAGGAAGCAGCACAUAUAAAAGCAAUUAAAGAUCAUUCUAAAGAUGAACCCCAACUUGCAACAAAAAAUAUCAUUUGUGAUCCCUCAGAGACCAGCUCCACAACAAAUCGCAGCAGUGUUACAUUAAGCUUAUCAACAUUACCAUCUGAUUCUUAUUACAGCCAAAGUAUAGAAGCAGCUGAUCACUGGUUUUCUGAUGAUUCUCUAGUGAAAAGGAACUCUCCAGUGCCUUCUCUCGGGGAACCUCUAAUGGAAAAAGUAUUUUCAUACCUGUCAACCAUUUCAUUAGAAGAGGGUACUGAAAGUGUACUGAAUGACACUUUGUGAUCAUCAAAAAGAUGACUACAUUAAGGGAAAAUGUUCAUGAAGAAACACAGAGGUUGAAAUAUAAAACCUUCAACAUAA
Pan troglodytes (chimpanzee) is the source of this 803-nucleotide messenger RNA. RefSeq names its product chromosome 1 C1orf185 homolog (gene C1H1orf185). The record is from RefSeq and is a predicted model, not a curated record. Bases 138 to 725 code for a protein of 195 amino acids. The transcript has 5 exons. Lineage: Eukaryota; Metazoa; Chordata; Mammalia; Primates; Hominidae.